AAGCGCACUGCUGCAACGGCUCCAAACUGCCCUGAAGCACCUCAAACUUAGCACGUCUACCAAAAACACCAAAUCGUCACCCAUCGCAGCCCAUUUCCCCUAUACCAUUAAUCCAAUCUCAUACUACACACAACUCCAACCAUGCUCUCCUUUAUCCUCAUCCAGAACAGACAGGGCAAGACCCGUCUCGCCAAAUGGUACGCCCCCUACAGCGACGACGAAAAGAUCAAGCUCAAGGGCGAGGUCCACCGCCUCGUCGCCCCCCGCGACCAAAAGUACCAGUCCAACUUCGUCGAGUUCCGCAACAACAAGAUCGUCUACCGCCGCUACGCCGGCCUCUUCUUCUGCGCCUGCGUCGACACAAACGACAACGAGCUCGCCUUCCUCGAGGCCAUCCACUUCUUCGUCGAGGUCCUCGACGCCUUCUUCGGAAACGUCUGCGAGCUCGACCUCGUCUUCAACUUUUACAAGGUGUAUGCCAUCCUCGACGAGGUGUUUCUUGCGGGCGAGAUUGAGGAGACGAGCAAGCAGGUUGUUUUGACGCGGCUGGAGCAUCUGGAUAAGUUGGAGUAGUAGCGCGCGGGAGGGACGCGUCUUUUUUCAAAAGCUCUUUUUUUCCGGCGUUAAAUAUUCCGUCCCUGAUGCUUCUUCAUUUUCCUCUUGGUGAAGAGAAGCGGAAAGGACGGAAGCGAUUGCCAAAUGUACAUAUAAUAUCCAUUUCGCAGCUCGGAGUUGUUAAGAGGGAGGGGACAUUGAUUGGAUUUGAUCAUUUGGGUUCUAUCGCAAUCUAGCAGGGCGCAUACAGUACAUGCGUGCAUAGGGCAGAGCGCGAAGCAUUAGAGCAUUGGCGUUUUGGGCGUCUUGAAGAUUGCGAAUUGGAGCAAUAGGAAUAUAUCGAUAGUCAUUGGCCUGUUUGCGCCGUUGUCUUCUUUAUCUUACUCCCUAAUACCUACCCCUAAAUCCCGUGUCG
Trichoderma harzianum CBS 226.95 is the source of this 970-nucleotide messenger RNA. RefSeq lists its product as hypothetical. Gene Ontology annotation, cellular component: intracellular membrane-bounded organelle; AP-2 adaptor complex. The transcript is spliced from 2 exons. Gene Ontology annotation, molecular function: clathrin-cargo adaptor activity. The record is from RefSeq and is a predicted model, not a curated record. Bases 142 to 573 code for a protein of 143 amino acids. Gene Ontology annotation, biological process: clathrin-dependent endocytosis; protein transport. Lineage: Eukaryota; Fungi; Ascomycota; Sordariomycetes; Hypocreales; Hypocreaceae.